GUCCCUAGACCAGGACAAUAGGCUGUAACGCGACGGUACUAUUUCGCGUCAGAUCCACACGACGAGUGCCAUUCGUCAGAAAGAAAUACCCGUCAAAAGUCGCCACUGCUACUUACCGUGUCUAGAUAUGACUAACCUAGUGGAGAUCGGGCAACAGAAAUUUUUUUCGCUUUUGUUUCCAAAUGAGAAAAAAGAGCGGUCACCCCCGCAACGGCUCAAUGUCGUCUGCCUGUCAGUAUAUAAUUCUGCUUUGAAGGCUUCUCACUCUGCAUCAUCCCUCCUUUUCUCCUCUUUCCGGUAUAGCAUUCACUCCUUGCUUGCACCUCUAAACCUCUCACCUCUUCCAUUCCUUUCACACAUCCCAUCCACCCAACAUGUCGUCCGAAGGCGAUAUCAUGAUUGAGCCAGCGACUAUCAAGGAGCUGCAGCUCCUCGAGGCCAGCCUGUCCGAUGUCGACACUGAGAUCACAGCCAAGCAGUUCCUCAUGACGCGGGACAUCUUCGCCCAGCGCCAACAGACCAUUGCCAAGAUCCCCAGCUUCUGGGCUGUCGUCUUUGAUAAUGCCGCCUCGGAGCUCGAGGCCGCCAUCACGCCCUCCGACGCAGAGAUUUUCGCAAAGGCCCUGACCCACCUCGAGGUGACACGGCCUGAGAUUCCUGCCGGUGCUCAGCCCAGCGACUCUGGCUUAGACAAGUUCGGCGAGCCGCGCAGCGUCACAAUCAAGUUCCAUUUUAAGCAGAACGAAUGGUUCAACGAUAGCGUGCUCGAGAAGACACUGUACUACCGCUACGGCAAGGAUGGCUCGGCCGGCCUCGUCUCCGAGCCCAUUCGCAUCAACUGGAAGGCCGGUAAGGACCUGACGGAGGGUCUCACCGACGCCGCCUACGGCUUCUGGAUCGCCCAGAAGAAUCAGGCCAGCCAACAGCUUGACGGCGUGCUCUCGGGUGACGCCCGCAAGGCCCGUGACGCCGCCGCCAAGGCCAUGUCCGAGUUCAAGGCGCUCGCCCAGCUGCUCGAGGACAAGGUCACCGGCGCCGUCAGCUUCUUCAACUUCUUCUCGUACCGUGGCCGCUGGAUCAGCGCCGCCGAGAACCACGAGGCCCGCGCUGAGCUGCACGCCCGUCGCCAGGCUGCCCUUGCUGGCAAGCCUGAAGAGGAGGAUGACGAUGAUGAUGAUGAAGAGUACCCCGAAGAGGAUGUCGAGACCUUCCCUCCCGGACAUGAGGUCGCCGUCACUAUCGCUGAGGAUAUCUUCCCCAGUGCUAUUGACUACUUUAUGUCCGAGACUAUUGAUAGUGAUGAUGAGCUGGACGGCAUCGAGAUUGACUCGGAUGAUGAUGAGGAUGAGGACGUCGAGAUGGCAUGAGUAUUGGAAUGAACGACUGUUAUGAAUGAAUGAUGGCUUAAUCGAGGUAAACAAAAAUGGCGCGGGAGAGGAGCAUGUAUCUAGUCGUGCUGUUUAGACUAGCUGGGCAUGCUAUACAGUGCAGUGCAGCUAAUGGCCCAGCGAAAUACAAAUAAGAACAAGGACAAAAAUUCAUCUAUUGUAAC
Pseudomassariella vexata is the source of this 1552-nucleotide messenger RNA. RefSeq lists its product as uncharacterized. Gene Ontology annotation, molecular function: histone binding; chromatin binding. The transcript has a single exon. The coding region runs from base 375 to 1367 and encodes 330 amino acids. The record is from RefSeq and is a predicted model, not a curated record. Gene Ontology annotation, cellular component: nucleus; chromatin. Gene Ontology annotation, biological process: nucleosome assembly. Lineage: Eukaryota; Fungi; Ascomycota; Sordariomycetes; Amphisphaeriales; Pseudomassariaceae.